UUUGUGUUUAUUCAGUUCUGCGAUGAUCCCUGAAGUGUCCAUUCUGACCGGAGAAAGAUAAAUCGAGCUUAACAUAAUCAAUCAAUCAAUCGAUCAAUGAAUUGUCCUUGUUGAUGAAGUGUCCAGACUGUCUGGAAAAAGAUGAAUGGAGCUGAAGAUAAUCGAUCAGUCAACCAAUCAGUGAAUCGAGACAGUUGCACGUGCAUAAACAACAUCAGGAUGUGUGGUAUGGCGGUGCUUUUAGAUGACGGCGGAGGUGAUGAAGACUUUGACGUGGGCGACGAGAUCCGGAUGCUGCCGCCUCCUCCGGCUCAGUGUGACGGCGGGGUCUGGGGGCCGCGGCGGGGCCGCUGCGGGUGUGUGCUGUGGACGCUGGUCCUGCUGCUGUGGAACGUCCUGCUGCUGCUGCUGUGUGUGGGGCUGAUGGCCCUGGUGUUCAGCCUGAUUCUGCUGCCCGCCGCCCUGCUGCUGUACGCCGGCUUCCUGUGCCACUCGCGGGUGGUGGCGUCGCCAGCCCCUCUCUGCCAAUACCUUGACGACAACAGUUGCUCCGCCCUCAUCAUCCUGGGCUUUGUCAUGAUGUCACCGCUCGUCGUGGUUGCUGCGGCGACGUUCUGCGCUCUUCUCAGGCGGCUCCACCUACUUUUGUAUUUUCAGCCAAUCGCAGGAGCCCGGUAUCAAGGGCGGGGCUUGGGCUGGAGGCGGGACUUCCACGCCUGGGUUUGACAGACAGCAAUCUCAGGUGACCGUUAUAGGGUCAAAGGGUGAGUGACGGAUAGCGACGGCGUUACACACAUGUAACACGCGUAACACAAUAUAUUGAACCACUAAAACGAGGAUUCUGUGGAGGCUUGUUUCAGCCAAGUUAAUCUUUUCACAUGAUUAAGGAAUCAACAAGAAGUUCAAGUGUUACCGUGAGUUAGUAAAAUUGUUACGCUGUUACACUGUUACAUCUACUUCUUACUUUCAGCACAUGCGGAAAAGUCUGUUUGCGUGCAAAAUAUGGCAAAACAAUCACUCAUACAUGCAUCGCUAUGAAAAAUAUUUAUUUUUUUCUGAAGAUAACCAAUGCGUUACAGAUUUAAGUGUUACCGAAUUGGUGUUACAGUGGUGUACUAGUCUUGAGAUGUUGAUGUUGAUGUUUUUAUUGGUUGGUUAGUUGUGUGAGAUUCAUCUGUGCAGUAAUGUGAAUAAACCAGCUGAAAUCAAA
This is a messenger RNA of Megalobrama amblycephala (Wuchang bream), 1210 nucleotides long. It is a transcript of the gene tmem88bl, whose product is annotated as transmembrane protein 88B. The coding region runs from base 142 to 726 and encodes 194 amino acids. The transcript has 3 exons. The record is from RefSeq and is a predicted model, not a curated record. Gene Ontology annotation, cellular component: plasma membrane. Gene Ontology annotation, molecular function: PDZ domain binding. Lineage: Eukaryota; Metazoa; Chordata; Actinopteri; Cypriniformes; Xenocyprididae.